AGAUAAAUUAAUCAAAGUAUAAAAGCAUGCAGUGUUAAGCCGUAAAAAACUAUUUCAUAUUAAAAAAGAACAUAAUUGAAACAGAAAACUACAAUCGAUCAGCUCGAUUUAAUACAUAUACCACAGCCUAUGCGGAAUUAAUAAUUACUCCAUACCACGAAGAACUAACAUGAGUGCCCCAAAUAUGGAUUGUGAACAGCGCAGCGAUAUAGAGCGUGUCUACGGCUGGAUCGCCAAUCUUUGCAACAAAGAAACGCGUUUUUGGGCCAUGUUGGAGCUAUGCGAAAGGCGCAGCCACAUCGACAGCCUAGGACUCUUGCUGUGGCAUUCCUUUGGAGCUGUAAGUGGUUUGCUGCAAGAGAUUGUGUCAAUAUAUCCGGCCAUUUAUCAAGAUAUUGAAUUAACCGGCCAACACUCACACCGGAUUUGCACUGCCAUUGGGCUGAUUCAGGCCAUGGCCUCACAUCCCUUCAUUGGUAUUCAACUCAUACGAUGCCAAUUCAUGUGCUAUUUGAUGCCAUUGCUUAAGAUGACCUCUCAAACUCGGACCGUUGAGCAUGUUCGCCUCUCUGUAUUAGGCGUCAUUUGCGGUCUACUGAAAUCAGAUCAUCCAGAGAUCGUAGCUUAUUUUUUGGGCACUGAAUUGAUUCCACUUAUCCUGCGGCAGCUGGAAUUGGGUACCACAAUGAGUAAGGUGCUCUGUGCAUUUGUCUUGUACCGCACCCUAGAACAUGAAGUAGGCUUAAAGUUUGCCAGUCGAAGACUGGCACGAAGGCUGCAUCUGAUCCAUACUUUAGCCAGGGUUGUGCACCAACUGACACUGGAACCGGAGCCUCGAGUUCUUAAACAUGUAGUAAGGAUCUAUUCUCGCCUAGCGGAUCAUCCCCAGAGUCUGGAGCUAAUCCUGAAGCUAUUGCCGGCACAGAUUCGGAACGGCUAUUUCUGCCAGGAAGGUUUAGCGGGCUUUGAGAGCGCCUCACUUGAGUUGGCUGAUCUAAACCGUAAGCUGGUCACUAAACAUGAGAAAAAGGACAAAGCUAAUGAUGACACCAUGCCGGAAAAGCAUUAAAUGUAAAUUUCACGCCUCCUUACGUUUCCUUCCCCUAAUCGUCCUUAUCAAUGUGUACAAAUGGUUAACCAAUCAGAUACUUUAUUUGGUGGCAAGAGUAAUCCAUGUAAAUUUCAUUUAUAUUUAUACUGCAUAUCUUUGGUUGGAGGAUACGUAAGGGUUCCCUGGGAGCAUUAAGUUGGCAUAAUGCAAUAAACAGAUCGUAAAUAUUUUGAUACCAUUUUUCCACCGUAAUUGACUCGACGUUACUUUGAAUGUCAAACAAUAAAUUCAAUUUCGAAUCAAUAGCCCCGAAAAUAAAAACUCAGUGGCACACACACAUGGCAGUUACCCUAAACCCUUCCACGCACGUGUUUGGCUCAUGGCUCGACUUUUGACAUGUAUACUUAGUGAAAUAAUCGAAUGAACAAAAUAUAGAAGGAAACGCUUUCCUUGAAGUAAAA
Molecule: messenger RNA, 1512 nt
Organism: Drosophila santomea
Lineage: Eukaryota; Metazoa; Arthropoda; Insecta; Diptera; Drosophilidae
Product: CCR4-NOT transcription complex subunit 9
Exons: 2
Coding region: 170-1069 (299 amino acids)
Biological process (GO): negative regulation of translation; mRNA catabolic process
Cellular component (GO): P-body; CCR4-NOT complex; CCR4-NOT core complex
Source: RefSeq, a predicted model, not a curated record